Messenger RNA from Chironomus riparius, 2091 nucleotides. The record is from the annotation of a GenBank genome assembly. Lineage: Eukaryota; Metazoa; Arthropoda; Insecta; Diptera; Chironomidae.
AUGAUUACAGUUAUAGUCGAUAAGAAGGAACACAUGGCAACAUCCAAGGUUUUUGCAGUUCAGAAGUACACGUUGCCAUUGUUUGAUGUUUUUAUAGACUUACCAGAGACACAUGUGAUCCGUUCUAGGUACUUUACGUUCUCAAUCUAUGCUAAGUACUCAUUUGGUGAAUAUGUUAAAGGAAAUGCGGAAGUAGUCAUCCGAAAUCCAGAAGAUAAUAAAGAAUUUUAUCGAGAAAAAUUCACAGACAUCACUAAACCAAAAGUAAUCAGAACCAAUUCAUUAGACAACCUUUAUUUUGGUCAUAAGGACCAAAUUGAUCUUGAAAUAUUUUUGUUAUUUACCGAAGCAAGCAGUGGAAUUAAAUUCAAUAAGACAGCUGCACUUCAUGCUCAUGAGAUUAUGGAAGGGAGAGUUAAAGUAUUUCAUGAUGAAAAAUGGCUGCCUGGCUUUCCAUUUACAACUAAAAUUUAUACUUAUGACUGGAAGUAUGAGAGGACAUACCUUAAUGCUGAAGAUGUUGAUUUGACUAUUGAAUAUCGAACACAGGAACGAUUUGGUGCAUUGAUUGGUGAAGGUGAGAUCAGAGAUGGAGUUUAUGUCCAUGAGUUUACUAUACCAAUGGAUUAUAUUGAAUUUGGGAUUGAUGCAAGAAUUGGUAUUUAUGGAUAUCCAUAUAGAAAAACGAUUGAAAGAGGUUCUGCUAAUGUUGGAAUGAAUAGCUUGCUAGUAAGUCACCUGCCAGAAAAUCCGGGACUCAAUAGCACUGCAAAGGUUUAUGUCACAAGUAUGAGUCCAUUAAACAAUAUCAUCAUGUCCACAAUAACAAGAUAUGGAAACAUUAAAACAAGACAAAUUGAUUGUGGUGGUAAAACUGUGUGUGAAAUUGCUGUGGUUAUUGAUGAACAGAUGAUGCCGCAUUCAACGGUCUUAAUUUAUGAUGUAAGAGAUGAAAAAAGCAUUUUCCAGGGACAAACAAAGAUUGUGACUGAAGACCUGGGACGUAAUUAUCUCAGAGUAGAUCUUCAAUUCAAAGAAGCCAAGACAAGGCAAAACAUCAAAAUGAAAUUGUCAACAAAAGAAAAUUCAAAAGUUUACUUGCUAGCAUUUGAUAAGCGCUUAACAUACUUAAAGGAUGGAAAUGACUUUACAAAAGAUGAUGUAGUUAAAUCCGUAGCUGACUAUGAUGGAAUUAAUAAAAUUCUGAUUGACGACAUGAAAUCGUGGAAAGUUUGCACUCAAGAGGAAGUUGAUCGUGUUAUGAAUGGAAGAGUGACGACUAAAAAUCAAGGAGGAACAGAGGUUCAUUACCCGGAAGAGCCACCAGAUGAUAUGACAUUGUAUCAAGGAAGAAGCUCUCCCUUCAAUCCACCAAAGACUGAGGAUGGACUGCUUCGUGAAUAUUUUCCAGAAACUUGGAUCUUUGAGACAAUUGAAGUUGGAAGUAAGUCAUCACUUGAUAAGACAUACACUGUGCCUGAUUCGAUGACAACUUGGCUGCUGUCAGCAUUUUCUGUUAAUAAUGAUCAUGGAAUAGCUACGUCAUCAAGACAGGAUCUGAUUAUCAAAAAUGAGUUCUUUAUGGAGAUGAACUUGCCAUACUCAAUCCGAUACACAGAAGUCCUUAAACUUGAGAUCUUAGUUUUCAACUACAUCGACACAAAUGAGGAAGUAACUGUGGAUUUAAAGCUGAACAACUUAAAUGACGGUAUGGAGUUCCAAUUUGUUGACUAUUCAUCAGAUUGUACUGCUUCAUAUCACGAUGGAACUCAAGCAACAGCUAAGGUUAAGGUUCCUUUCAAUGAAGUAUCGACAGUGAACUUCUACAUCAGGUCACAUCCAUCAAACAACAAAUUUGACAACAAGAAACAAAAAAUGAUGACAAUUGAUGUUGAGGCAUCAACAACUGACUCGAGUUGGACUAAACACAGUGAUCAUGUGCAGAAGAAGCUGAUUGUUGAUCCAGUUGGCAUUAAGGUUUACAUGGUCUCGUCAGACUUCUUCAAACUUGAUGGUGGAACUACAAAUUCUCAUGUCCAGAAAACAAAUUAUUGUGACUGGAGACUUCCUGACAGACACGAUGAAACUUGA